CAACGCAUUUUGAAAGUUGGUGAAUUUUUUAGGUUUAGGGCCUUUUUGAAGGCCCUGAACUCAAAAUCCCUUGUCAAAAAUCAGUUACUGCACGGGAAAGAAAAAACAGGAAACAGAGACAAAAAACAAACCGCAAAGCAAAUACGCGAAGGAAAGCACCCAAUUUGCCACAUUCUCCACCUCCCACUGAGCGCGCGCCAUAGCUGAUUAGGGUUAGGGUUUUCAGCUCUAAAUUCAUCUCCUCCAGAGAACCAAGAAUGCGUCGUCCCACGUGCUGCCACAUAUCCCUAGCUUUCGUGCUCAAAUUCCUCAACUUUCUUCAAGCUUUCAUCGGAGUUUCAAUCUUAGUCUACUCGGCAUGGAUGCUCAACCAGUGGAACAAUAACAUUCCGAUAGUCCCACAACCUUCAGCUCCUUCGCCAGAUUCUUCGUCUUUCUCCUCCCUCUUGUUGAGCUCCGAAACGGCCAAGACUUCUGAUCAGAUCACCCCGUUGAAUUUUGCUGUCCAUUUGGUCUCUGGGUUCGACGAGGAAUUGGGAUUGAAUUCAUUGAAGCUUCCCGCGCCUUGGUUUAUCUACUGUUUUAUGGGAUUGGGCGUUUUGAUCUGUUGCAUUACUUUCAUAGGUUGUAUUGCAGCUGAAGCAAUUAAUGGCUGCUGCCUGUGUUUUUACACAAUACUUAUAACAGUACUCGCUCUACUAGAAGCAGCUUUGGUGGCAUUCAUUGCAAUUGAUCAUCGUUGGGAAAAGGAUCUUCCAUUUGACCCAACUGGUGAACUUGACAGUCUUCGAUCUUUUGUCCAAGAUAAUAUUGACAUCUGUAGGUGGGCUGGGCUCGCUGUCAUCGUAUUACAGGCUUUAUCUCUACUACUAGCAAUGGUUCUGCGAGGCAUGGUUUCUACUCGCAAAGCUGACUAUGACGUUGAAGAUGAUUAUGAUUUUAGGGGUAGAACUAGGGAGCCAUUGUUAAAUAACCAGUCAAGCCAAGCAUCUGGAUCAACCAAGGGUGAUGGGAGAGGGACUCAUUCUGACAUUUGGAGCUCACGGAUAAGAGAUAAGUAUGGGUUGAACACUGUGAACCAGAAUGCAUCAGCAAGUACGAAAUCCAAGCAGUGAAGUUAGUUGAAUGUUUUCCAUCUCACAGAUCAGGAAAAUCGAUUGGCAACUGCCUCUAAUUUCCAUUGAUACUAAAAUGUAUAUCAAUUUUCCUUUGCUUCAAUCCUUUUCUCUUCUCUUUUCUAAAUGUUGUGUUGGAGACAAAGUUGGGGUUUAUGUAUGUAUAUAACUCUUCAAAAGUGUGGUUGCUUGUUGCCAGCUUUUGCCUUGUAUCAACUGAGCAUGUUUCUGGUAA
This is a messenger RNA of Prunus avium (sweet cherry), 1350 nucleotides long. Its product is annotated as tetraspanin-18. The record is from RefSeq and is a predicted model, not a curated record. NCBI's taxonomy places the organism in Eukaryota, Viridiplantae, Streptophyta, Magnoliopsida, Rosales, Rosaceae.